Sus scrofa (pig) is the source of this 705-nucleotide messenger RNA. Lineage: Eukaryota; Metazoa; Chordata; Mammalia; Artiodactyla; Suidae. The record is from RefSeq and is a predicted model, not a curated record.
AUGGGAGACCUGUGGUUGCUCCUGCUCCUGCCCCUGUCCCUGGCAGCCUUCCAUGGGGUCAAAGGCUGUUUGGAAUGUGACCCCAAAUUCAUAGAGGAUAUUAAGUCCCUGCUGGCAAAGCUGGUGCCCUCAGAAGUCCCUGGUCGAACCCACCUGCUUGAACGGCAGGUUAAGGAGAUGAUCCAUUUAAGCUUCAAGGUCUCCCACAGGGACAAGAUGCUUCGGGUGUUGGAUGUUCAAAAGGUUGUCAAUUUGAGAACAUGGCUGAAGACUCAACUUUAUAAAUUGAGCAAUGAAACAUGGAAAGGUGCCUUUAUCCUUCAAGGCAAGCUUCUAGAUGUCCGCCAAAACCUGGAAUCCAAACUGAAUGAAAUAUUAAAGAACUUCUCUGAAGUUGUUGUGACUGAAGGUCCUAUCCUGGAUUGUUGGACCUGUCUUCGCAUCAACGCCCGGUGCUUCAAAGGAGAGUAUUGUUCAGAAGAUGAUCCAAAGAAAGCCGAGAAUCGAGAAAUUGCACUAUUUCUGAUAUUGCUAGCAGAAGUUGUAAUAUUGGGAAGUUCUUUGUUACUAUUCCAUUUCUGUGUCUCUCAUCGGAGGAAAAUGAAGGCAAUACGAAGGUCAUUAAAGAAAUAUCUGGAGAAGAAACUUGAGGAAUUAAUGGGAAUAAUGGAUGAGAAGGAGAGAAGUUUUGGAGUCAGAAAGUAA